AGUAGCAAUGUAAUCAAGUGCGCAACAUUAACAUGACCAACGUGGUACAAAUACAAAGAAAAUAAAUCUCUUUACGGGCGAAGCCAUACACCAUAAUGGUGUGAUCCAGAUGCCUCGGACACCAGCCUUCCGAGUUCGAAGUGGGGAAAUCUCACAGCUUUCUUGCGGCAUUUCAUGGAGAAACGCACCCUUUUUGUACCUAAAGGGAGGUUCUUAAGGGUACACCCAUCAAGGACCCUCCAAAAUGGGGAACCAUCACACAAAUUAUAUCAAAUUGAGCAAACGGAUUGGUGCAAAGGUGGUGGACUUCAAACAUGAAACAAAUGGAGACAUUGCACGGUCCAUAACAGCGACAGAGUUGGAGAUUUCCAGGAUAGAAGCAGAGAGGCCAACAAGUUGGAGGGAAUAUUCCUUCACAGAUGGCAACACGACAAAUGACUCCCAGAUUGAUUACCAGGUGAAGCAGUCCAAUGAGAGCGUUGAAAGUAAUGACUCUAUAAUUGAUGGGGUGUCUGAGAUGGACCAAACCCAGGCUUCUGGCAUUGGCCUGUUGGAUGAACCUCAGGGGAACCUGAUGGAUGUGUUGGUGCAGCCUGAAGACCAGAAUGAAGAGCUGGAACAAACUCUGAGUAGUCCUCGUAGCACUCUGAUGGAGCUGUUCCCCCAAAUGAUCACUCAGAUGGGGAAGACCUCUCCCCGGCAGAGGUACACAAAGAUGAGACCAAUUGGCAGCAAGGCCGGGACCGGCAAGCCCUCACCCAGGGGGGAUUGCCACGACCUCUGCCAAUCUGGUGAUGAACACAACCUGAAAGCAGCAGUUAAAAGCUGCGUGGCCAUGAUCCAUUCCCCUGUGCAAAGACAUUCCAACCUGACUCAGCCGCUGCAGGGUGUGGGAGCAUCUUCUGAGAGUGAGGCAGAACCGGGCGAGGAGAGAUGGCCAGUGGACGGAAUUUUCCUUGUUGAUGCAAAGCAAGGAGUCAAUGAACCAUACAUUCACUGUGUCCAAGGGUUCUCAUCCCUGUUCGCCUCUCUCUGGCAAACCUCAGGGACAAAGCCAUUCCACUGCAGUGCAAUCCCCAGCUCAGACCCUGAGGUUUAACAGAAGCAAUGGCCCUUAUGUGAUGGAGAGCUCAACUGUUCCCAAGACUCUGCAGAGCUUGUUAAAUACAAGGGGGAAGAACCAUAAUGGCUAUGGUGGAUCUCCCAAGGCUUUGGCAAGACAGAACCCUGUAUCAUCUUCUAUACAUGAGCAGCACUCCCGGUCACCAAAGAGAAGGCUCUACCAUCAGGAUUGUCACAGUCCCUCCCGGAUUAGAUCGGACUCCCUACAGUCGUCCCUCCGGCCAGGUGGAAUGUAUUCCCCUGCCAAAAUAGAAGAGGCGUUCAGAAAUCUUUACCACAAAGUUGUCUGUCUGGCCAAAGCUCCUCUCUCAAAAUGCUCUCCCUGUCGUUGCUCUGCUCGAAGAUUAGAGGCCAACAUUGGGAGCUCUUCUUCCCCUGCCUCUGCACCGUCACCUCUGGCCCUUUCCCCCCACCGCUCCAACCUGCGGAAGCGUGCCAGGGAGCUCGACUAGGACAGGUCUCCCACUUUCAAACACCCCUGGGGAUGGAACUCGUCCCCUGGCGCCAUUUCAAAGAGAGAAGACUGCAUCUGUAACAGUGCAGUCCUGAGUUGGUGUUCUACAUUAUUGCGUUGGAUUUUACGGUACUGCUCAUUCAAGUUAAAUUGUAUUCAUUGUUUAAGUAUUGUUUCCUGAAGAAAAAAUUAAAUCACUCCAUACAACUGUUA
Messenger RNA from Gadus morhua (Atlantic cod), 1789 nucleotides. RefSeq lists its product as uncharacterized. The transcript is spliced from 7 exons. Lineage: Eukaryota; Metazoa; Chordata; Actinopteri; Gadiformes; Gadidae. The coding region runs from base 245 to 1099 and encodes 284 amino acids. The record is from RefSeq and is a predicted model, not a curated record.